Molecule: messenger RNA, 4888 nt
Organism: Maniola jurtina (meadow brown)
Lineage: Eukaryota; Metazoa; Arthropoda; Insecta; Lepidoptera; Nymphalidae
Product: peroxidase-like
Exons: 13
Coding region: 308-2716 (802 amino acids)
Biological process (GO): response to oxidative stress
Molecular function (GO): heme binding; peroxidase activity
Source: RefSeq, a predicted model, not a curated record
AGAGUUUAAAUAGAAUUGGAUGUAGGCUAACUUAUUUCAUUAGCAUGUGGUUGGAGUUUCUUUGUAGAGGGGGAGGGGACGAGGACAAGGCGCAUUCGACUGCGCGCUAAACGCACCAUAGUCCAUACGGCAUUCGGUUUCGUUCCAACUUCCAGUGCCAGUUUGGCAGUAGAGGUGAAAUUGGCUCCUUUGCCAAUCUAAUGGAACAGCGUUCCUUCGGGCGCGUGUCACCGAUCGUUCUACACAAAUCAAACAUUCGCCACAAGCGCGACAACUGUCGUAAACAACAAAUUCUGCUACUGCUACUAUGUUGUUUAAACGGAUCAUCGAAGGAAAGUCGAUGUUGAACGAAGCGAAGGACAGCAGUAGAUCUUCCGAGAAAUGUUCUAGAAGGAAGUCGGAAUGCGCUGGUUGUGGAGAACAUUCUACUAUAUUGGAGGAGAUGUUGAAGAUGGUGCUGCUGGGAAUCGUUCUGUGGGCGGGAGUGACAUUUGGUGCUCACGUCGCUCCAUAUCCUCUCAAUCUAAUUUUGCCUUCAGAUAUAAGUCACCCACCACCAAUGUACGACUACCCAUUCCCAAGUGCACAAAUGUUGAAGAGAUUGCCCCCAGUGACCGCUCUGCAUACAAAUAAGUCGAUUAGCUUAAGUAAGCUUUCAAUUUCAAUGCUCGAACGCUUGGAAGAAAACUUAGAUGCAUCAGGGAUAAAGCCAAUGCCUGGUUCUGCGGCCCAGGGUCUUGCUAUUCAAGGCUAUCCUUCUACUGAUGCAAUGAAGUAUGAGAAAUCAUCAAUGACAAUCACAAAGGCAUCGCAAAACCUAGUUUGGACAAGAUGUUCAAGAUACGGCUUGGCAACGGAUGAGUGUGCAAGCUUUAUAAGCACAUUGAAUUUACGCGAAACUGACUACGGUGGCGAAUGUGCACAACUGGAAAGGUUUACAUGCCGGACAACCAAAAUGUCAUCGAGAUAUCGUACGUUCGAUGGUUCUUGUAACAAUCCUGUACGAUCUUCUUGGGGACAAGCUCUUACUGGUUAUAAGCGACUAUUGCAUCCCAGAUACUCCGAUGGCAUUGAGGAGCCUCGUCGUGCUCUUAGCCACAAUGAAUUACCAUCGGCUCGCUUAGUAAGCACAGUAUUAGCAAACAAUUUGGAUGUGCCUAACAACAAAAAAACCAUUGCUCUGCCUGUUUGGAGUCAGUUCAUUUUCCAUGAUUUGGUGCAUACGCCUGUUCGUAAGACAAUUCAUACUGACCGAAUCAUCAGUUGUUGCGACAGCUCGGGAUAUAAUCUUAGUCCUCGCUAUUUGCAUCCCAGCUGUAUGCACAUCUCAGUACCCGACCUAGAUCCUUUCUACAAGGAUCAAUAUGUUACUUGUAUGGACUACACACGCUCUGUCACAACUUUUCGUGGAGACUGCACCUUUGGCGCUGCUGAACAGAUGAAUCAAGCGACGCAUUUCAUGGAUGGCUCUCACAUCUACGGUUCCAACGGUCGCGACGCUGCAGCUCUGCGAGAGUUGACCGGCGGCUUGUUGAAGACCUCUUACAUUGAAAAUGAGGAAUUGCUUCCUUUGGCAACAAACCCUACCGAGAAGUGUCUUCUUGAUAACAAAUCUGAUGCCUGCUUUAGCACUGGUGACAUUCGUGCGAACAUGCAUCCGUGGCUAACCAGCCUCCACUCCCUAUGGGUCAGAGAACACAAUCGUGUGGCCAGAACGUUGGCGUCACUGAAUCCCGGCUGGAACUCUGACAAGCUGUAUCAUGAAGCGCGAAGGAUAGUUGUGGCAGAACUGCAACAUAUUACUUACAAGCAUUGGAUGCCUGCGCUUACUGGUAAAGCAUUGGACGAGAUGUACGACAGUUAUGACAUCGGCUACAACUCGGACAUUGAUCCCACAGUCACCAACUCCUUCGCAAGCGCCGCAUUUCACUUCGUGAAUAGUUUGCUCGACCAAGACAUCGAAGUUGUGGACGAGAACAAUAACGUAACCGCACACCGUCUGAAGAAUAACUACUUCAAACCCGAACUGCUUACUGAGAAAAAGGGCCUUGAGAAUAUUCUUAGAGGAAUGGUUAAUCAGAAAAGCCAGAAACUGGACUUAAACUAUGACGACGAUCUCCGUCAGCAUUGGCUGGGCGGUCUAGACGUGAUGGCGGUGGACAUCCAACGCGGGCGUGACCACGGCCUGCCCGGCUACGCUCACUACCGCGCUCUGUGCGGCCUGCCUCUACCCACUACCUUCGCGCAGCUCGCAGACGUCAUACCGCAGGAGGUUAUCGACAAAUUGUCCGAAUUAUACGAGCAUCCCAGUGAUAUCGAUUUAGUGGUGGGAGUGAUGGCGGAAUACCCUCUCGACGGCUCCCUGUUGGGACCCACUGCUACUUGUUUCAUUAAGGAGCAACUGUGGCGCACGCGCGGCGGCGACCGUUACUUCUACUCGCACGCCGGCGAAGCGGGCAGCUUCUCCAAGAGACAGCUGGUUGAGCUGCGGCGCACGUCGCUGUCCAGAUUGCUCUGCGACAACACCGACAUCACUAGCGUGCAAAAGGACGUGUUCCAACCGCCUUCUGAAAGUAACCCGAUCGUGUCGUGCGAAGAAAUCAAAAAGGUGAACCUCGAUGCGUGGCAGGAUCCGUCCCAGCAACCCGACAUCCUCACUCGCACAAACAAAUGGAUCAAGAACAAAGUGGGCAGUGUCGGCAAUUCUACUAAAUAGACUGUUAUGUAGUUCCGCUUUAAAUUAAUUUAGUAUUUAUGUGCAGCUAUGAUUUCUUGAUCUGCGGUGUUCAUUAUUGUUGGUACUCAAAAGUUUCCAUGCAAUUCAUGCCAGUAUGAAUGAGAUACACAUGAGUCGAACAAAAUGUGGAUGUUUCGGCAGUAACUUGUUGAGCUCCAAAUUUAGAGUUAAAGGUUAUCAAUGUAAUCAAAGACGCACGUACUCAUUGAUGUCACAAUAAAUAUAGGUAUUUUAUGAAUUAUUGUGUUAGUUUCGGUGAAGUAGUUUUUUCCAGAAUGUUACAAUGUAUGUAAUGUACAAUGUGUAAUGGUACAAUGAUUAGGUAAAUUGUGACGUGCUUUCAUAGUUCAACAAGUAUUAAGUAUAUUGUAGUGUUUUAGUUGCGAUAAGCAAAUCGUAAUUGUUUAUGUAAUGAAUACAAAUACCUAAUAAUGUGUUAUUUAUAAUGAUGAAGUUUCAGAAAUCUUAACAGCGUAGGUAAUUUUAUUGCUUAAGUAGGUACUUACAUAUUUAUAACUAGUUUAAAAUUACUCAGUAUCUUCGACAUUAAUUAGCACCGCAGUUUCGAAAUCGUGAGUCGAGUGAUUCAGUAUUGUGGUUGAUUAGAAUUUAUUUAGCUUUUAAGAUUAUACCUAACCACGUUUAUCAUAUUUUGGGCUUAUCCAACAAUCCGAAGUAGAAUAUCUACUUCUACUAAGUAAAUUUUUGCUUUUAUACUUCUUUAAUAAAGUCUUAAACGUUUAUUUUUGAGGUGAAAAUGAUAAGGAUCCUUUUGAAUUUUUGGAUUGGCCCAAAAUGUGGUCAAGUCCGUAUUGAAUGCGUACGGACGCCAUGUUCUACAGUGGCUGUGAUAACGUGGAUUAUCCACUUCAAUGAUGGUAGUCGAAAGACGUGCUAGAGAUACUAAAGACCCAUAUGUUAAAAGGUCUUUAGACUUAAUAUGCUGCGAAUAACCGUCUCCGACUAAUUUUAAUGCAUUUGAAGUUUCUAGAUCAUAGUUUUAGGGAUAAAAAUAUAAUCCGUAUAUUAAAGUGGAUCGGCAAGUGACACGAAGAAUUAUUGUAUUCAAAAGUAUUUUGAUUUUGUAGUCUUAUAAUGGAGAAACAUAUAGACGUUGGAAAGUUAUCAUAUUGAAAUAUAUAAAAUACCUACUGUGUAGUCAAGAAUAAAGAAGAAUGGCAACGACAGUUCCUAGAACAUUGAUGUAGGAAUAAGCUUUGUACAGUUUACGACAGGUCGAGAUGGCAAUGCGGGUAUGAAGCGGGGGACGCCCCGCACACCCGCACUGUCCCGCACCAGGCUAGCGCGGAGGCUGUGCGGGUGUGCUGGCGUCCCCUGCCUCAUACCCCGAUUGCCAUGUCGAUCUGUCGUGAACUGUACAUGAUUCGAUAAAAUCAAAAGUAGGUCCUGUAGGUUAUUGAAAAAAAAAGACGAUCAAAAUGUUUACGAAAUUGAUGUGAUUUUACUUACACUUUGAAAGUGGACACAACUGAUUUCAAUGAAAUUAUCUUCGAGGUUUUGUUCUCUGUUGGUUAUUUUUUAACUUUUUACUGUGUUAUCUAUACUUAGUUUUUCUUUUACAAAAUAACUAUUAAAAUGAAAAUCAGUCGUAAAAGUAUUUGUCAAAGUCCAGAUAUCGCACAUUUUAUUGCAUAGAAUAUGUGUUGCCAUCGCCAUAUUACCAAAGACUGGAUUGCAAUUAAUGAUCAAUGUAUAAUAAUUUUAGGGCACCGUGUCGGUUUCUAUUCUGGAAAAGCGGCGCGUUGCGCGUCGCGUCGCAUUCGAAAGCGUUCUUGCAAAAUCCGCUACAUAUUUUUUGAUUUUCAUUUUUGAUGUAAUUUUGUUUGGUUUCAAAAUUCAAAAUGCGUGCGUACAUGUAGAAACCCGUUCUUUAGUUUUUUUUUCUCUCUCGUCGGGCUUUACAAAGAUUAGCCAAUGUCAAGUUUGUAGUUAUUCCACACCAGUGAAACACAAAACCCGACCACUUUUAACGAAAAAAAAAAAACACUCCAAAAAGGCAGAGCACGCGCGCCAGCAAAUACCAACACAGACGAUUGACGAAGUCCGUUCUUUAGUUUAGUAGGUAUGUGUGCUAGUUCAAGAGAAUCUUUUUAGCUGUGUGAUUUUGGUCUAAAAGUAAAGAAUAUUUUU